AAGAUUUCAAGAAUUGAUUCUCGUGGGCAAGUCAGUCUUUGCUUCACCUUAAAUCUUCUCAGCACGAAAUGGAGCUCUGCUUCCUUGAGACCCAUAAUCAACUUCAGCCUCCGUGUUGAUGUUAAACAGGCCUUACCACGCCUGAUGCUAGAGAAUGAGUCACCCAGUUUUUCAGAUUCUCUCCAACUUGGAGUUAUGCCCAUUUGCAUCAACAAGACUCUGUGGGCUCAGGCCUGCCUUGAUGACUCCUUCUCUCCAGUUGUGCUGUGGACAAAGUUCUCAGUUCAGGAGCAACCAGAUAACAACAAUCUGCAACCCGUCCUUCACCCUGAGACAAAAACCUCCACCUACAUUGAGGUUCCUUUCCAGAAAGACUGCGGUCAGGAUGGAAUUUGUGUGCCUGAUCUUUCUGUAUCUUUUCACUUCUCAGGAUCUAAAGGACUGAAGCUGAGCCCAAAUUUCAUACUGAACUUAACAGUGAAACUAGAAAAUCUGGGAGAAUUGGCAUAUGAGCCCGCCAUUUAUUUUAAUUACUCUUCAGUGUUAUCUUUCCAGGGAGCUUCAGUUCUUCAUUCGAACUGGCCUCUGUUCCCGGCUUGUCGGAUGCAUGCAUUCCCAGGAAAUGCCUCCGUACGCCAUAGCUCCUGCCACUUCAGGCCACCUGCUCUCAAGGCAGGCACUCGGGCCUUUCUCUGGGUUUCCUUCCGCUCAUCCAAAGGUGAUACCUGGCCGGACAAGUUUGUUUACUUCACCAUCCGUGCCCACAGUUUGAAUGAGAGCAACAUUCAGGAGAACAAUGAGGCUACCGGACGGCUACCUGUUUUGUAUCCCGUCAACAUCAUCGUGAAAGAGCUUAAAUCAACUGCAUAUCUCAAUUUCUCUACUCGGGAUCCAGUGAAGAAAGUACUUACACAUAGCUAUGAGGUGAGGAAUUUGGACUCAAACGCCACUGCAAUCAAUGUAACGUUUGAGCUUCCUUUGAAGACAAAACAUGGUUUUUUUUGGAAUAUAACACCAUCCUACUACAGUGAGGAGAAAAAUCACUUCUCCUGCACACCAUUGUUUACCCUCAGAACAGGAAUCAGCAAGAAGAAUGUCACAAAACGCAUCAAGAGAGGCUGUGAGGGGGCUGUUGCUUGCCCCAAAAUUUACUGCUUUAUCAACACUCUUGCUAAGGGAGAAUCGAUCAGGUUCAAUUUUUCUGGAGAUUUUUACAGAGAAGAUAAAUCUUCCAAACUGAUGUCAGAAACCUUCCAUGUUGGCAGCGAAGCAUCCAUAAGGGUGGAUGAGACCAGAUUUUUCCUGAACGAAGCAGAGGAUUUCAGCCAGAUCACUACAGAAAUUGAGUUAAUUUCUCCGUUCAAUCCUGUCCCCAUCAUCAUUGGCAGCACCAUUGGAGGCAUCGUGCUUUUAGCCAUUAUAGUGGCUGUCUUGUAUAAGCUUGGAUUCUUUAAACGCAAGCGUGCACCCCAAAUGGAUGCAAUGGAUGCAAAUGCAGCAGGAGCAGCUGCUCCCACUGACCAAGCUCCUUCAACUUCAGCUGCUUCCUAAGGGAGAAGGGGAUUCUGGGUCUGGAUUGCAACUUGGAAGCCGGGAUUCCCGCCUUGCCUGGAAUAGGAAGAAUACAGCUA
Thamnophis sirtalis is the source of this 1631-nucleotide messenger RNA. NCBI's taxonomy places the organism in Eukaryota, Metazoa, Chordata, Lepidosauria, Squamata, Natricidae. The record is from RefSeq and is a predicted model, not a curated record.